Molecule: messenger RNA, 2435 nt
Organism: Solea solea (common sole)
Lineage: Eukaryota; Metazoa; Chordata; Actinopteri; Pleuronectiformes; Soleidae
Product: UDP-glucuronosyltransferase-like
Exons: 5
Coding region: 38-1618 (526 amino acids)
Molecular function (GO): UDP-glycosyltransferase activity
Source: RefSeq, a predicted model, not a curated record
AGGCACAUUUAGCUCUUUGCAGGACGGAGAGGGAGCAAUGAAUAGCAGAAAGUGGUUUCCAGCACUGAAGCUGGUGGCUUUACUGUGCUGCCUCAGUCUGCAGCCUGUUGAAACGGGAAAGGUGCUGGUCGUGCCGGGGCAUGGAAGCCACUGGCGCAGCAUGAAGUUACUGGUGAAAGAGCUCACCCACAGGGGUCAUGACAUGUUGGUGCUGGUGCCCGGAACCAACCUAAUCCAUGACUUAGAGCAAUUCAAGAUUGAGAUCUACCCAGUGGAACAUACCCAAGGUGAAGUGGAUGGAGUCAUGGAAGAGCUGAUUGAUAGAAUCUUCCUCGAGUUACCAAAGUUCACGUCCAUGUUAAUAACGGCACAGCUGUUGGUUAACAUUACUCAUUACGCCAUUAGAGGUUGUGAAAGUUUGCUUAACAACCAGCAGCUAAUGAGUCGACUGAGAGAGGCCGGCUUCGAUCUGAUACUUACAGACCCCCUCGACCCCUGUGGCUCCAUACUGGCUCGUGUCUUUUCCAUUCCAACUGUGUACUUCCUGCGUGGACUUCCAUGUCGGUUAGAAUACAGUGUAAACCAGUGUCCCAGUCCUCCCUCUUUUGUUCCUUCGUUGCUAUCUGGAAAUAUAGAUGUCAUGAACUUCCCAGAGAGAGUCAAAAAUGUGCUUCUGUCUGUUGUGGAUAAUUUUGGAUGCAGAUUAUUUCUUGGCCACUAUGAUGAAAUGGUGAGCAGGUAUUUUGGAGAGGACAUGACCUACAAGGAUCUUAUUAGCCAUGGUGAUAUCUGGCUAUUGAGAAAUGACUUUGUUUUUGAAUGGCCCAGACCUGUCAUGCCAAACAUGGUCUUCAUUGGAGGUAUCAACUGUGCUAAGAGUGCUCCUCUGCCACCAGACUUGUCAGAGUUUGUGGACGGCUCAAGUGAUGAUGGAUUUAUUGUCUUCACCCUGGGAUCAAUGGUGUCCAAACUGCCCGUGGAGAAGGCUCAACGGUUCCUUGAUGUCUUUGGACAAAUUCCUCAAAGGGUUGUAUGGAGAUAUACUGGAGUACCACUUUUGAAUGUGCCCGAGAACAUCAAGCUCAUGAAGUGGCUACCGCAGAACGAUCUCUUAGCCCAUUCCAAGGCUAAACUCUUCAUCACUCACGGAGGCUCCCACGGAAUCUACGAGUCCAUCUGCAACGCUGUACCCAUGCUGAUACUUCCACUGUUCUCGGACCAGGAAGACAACAUGCUUCGCAUGGUGACACGUGGUGUUGCAGAGACGCUCAAUAUACAUGAUGUGACCACAGACAAACUAUUGGCAGCAGUAAAUAAAAUCAUCCAUGAUAAAAGCUACAAAGAGAGGAUAGUGCAGCUGUCUCACAUACACCUGGAUCGUCCCCUUCAGCCGAUGGAACAGGCUGUCUUCUGGACCGAGUUUGUCAUCAGGCACAAAGGGGCUGCACAUCUGAGAGUUGCUGCCCACCAGCUGAACUGGAUUCAGUACCACAGCCUGGACAUCAUCGGCUGUUUGAUCAUCGCUCUCGUGACCGCCCUGUGGGUGACCCUGAAAUGCUGCUUGGUCUGCGCCCGUGUGUGCUCCAGAAGAGGACGUGCAAAGACAAAAUCAGAGUAGUAACAUACUUCCGGUGUUAUAAAGUCUGUGAUGAAGUAAGUGAUGUAGGUUGAGGCAGUGGGCAGUUUGUCCUUUUCCUCAUCCAGAAGCAAUCAUUCUAUGAUUAAAAUCACUAUCAGUAUAAUUGUGUGUGUUUUUUCGAAACACACAUUUUGCUUUGCCUUGAUGGCCAGCUGCUUUAAUCUGGAACAAAGGAGGAUUCUUGUAACGUACUUGACAAGAUAAAGAGAUAAUGAUAGACUGAAAAAAAAAAAAGAAAUGUUACCUCCCAUGGAAAAACACACAUCGCUCCAAGAACCGAAGAUGUUAACGAUUAAACACAUUUGUAAGGUGGGUGACUUUGACAUUGUAAAAGGAAAAGUUAGGCAUAGUGGAAGUUGUCAAGCUGUCGUUGUGACACGUUGCUUCUUACAUCUUUCAGAGAAAGUUCCGCCCAAGGUGAUUCACAAACAAAACUUUUACAUUUGCAAACAAAACUAUAGGAUUCACAAACAGAACUUCAGACGAAUUUUCAGGCCCAUUGAGAACUCUAGCUGAGGCCGAUCAACAUUUAUAAAAUGCAUUACAAAUAGAGCUGCAACUGACAAUUAUUUUCAUAAUCGAUUAAUCUGGCGAUUAAUCAUUUGGUGCAUAAAAUAUCAGAAAACCUUAAAAAAUGUUAAUCAGUGUUUGUCAAACCUGAAAAUGAUGAUGGUCUCAAAUGUCUUGUUUUGUCCACAAACCAAAAUGAUUCACUUUUAAUGAUUUCUUUGUUAUCCAGAGCAAAGAAAUUAAGAAAAUACUCCCAUUUAAGAAGCUUAAACAAUCAGUAAUCAUG